Molecule: messenger RNA, 3962 nt
Organism: Polyodon spathula (Mississippi paddlefish)
Lineage: Eukaryota; Metazoa; Chordata; Actinopteri; Acipenseriformes; Polyodontidae
Product: sodium-dependent phosphate transporter 1-like
Exons: 11
Coding region: 1065-3167 (700 amino acids)
Biological process (GO): phosphate ion transmembrane transport
Cellular component (GO): membrane
Molecular function (GO): phosphate transmembrane transporter activity
Source: RefSeq, a predicted model, not a curated record
CUGUAUUGGUCAUAUUUGUACAUUGUAUAGCAAUACACACAGCAGGCAACGUGUUUGUUUACCUCUAACUUCACAGGUUUUCUUUAUUUUAAUUUUGUAUGGGAAGGAAAAUGGAGUAUAUCGCCAGACCACAUUGUAGUUCUGUGUUUUUUAAUAAAAUGGCUCCAUUUCCUGUCUCAUGAGAGGUCCCAUUCAGUCCCUGCCAGCCAUCCCAACAGGCGCCUGGCUGUGGAUAAUCCAUACAGGAAUAGUCUUCAUAACGCCGGGUUUCGCUAACUGCAGUUGCAGUCGGACCACUCAAUAAUGGCACUGUAACAGUAGUUGUAAUGAUCCGUCAGAUAUUGUUAACUAUAUGGAUAAACACAACCGCUUGGAUAAAACUAGAGCUCGCACACAUUGGGAGGAAACAUAUUUAACUGCGCGAACACUUGAGACACAAUUAAUCUAUCUAAGUGGGCAAAAUGUACCAGGUAGUUUACAGCGAUGACGCAUACAGUGGUAGCCAGCGGCGUGUCACGUUGUUAAUUAGCCUGCAACAGUGUGUGUAAGCUCGGCUCGACCUGAAAUCAAGUCCUGUCUUCAUUUUGUUAGUUACACACCACUAUAGUUUAGGGGUUAACCGAAUGGAUUCCUAUGAAGGUGUUCUUGCCUCUUUAAAUCAUCCAGUCUGCUAGUGGCUAAUCCUCACGGGGUACUGUGAGACACGGACACGUUUACAUUCAGCUCGCAAUUCGGGCCACAUCAUUUGGGAACUGGAGGGGGAGAGGCACAAGGGGUCUGACGGAUGAAGAAUCUUUCAUCUCCAGCGUUUUCUGCAAAAUGAAUGUUUGUUCGAUCUUUCUAACUGCCCAGAGCCAAAGAAACUUUCUUGUAAAGACUAGUAUACGCAGAGGAUAGCAGUAACUCCCACCCCACCCAACACCCACAUAUUAUAUUGCUAUUCAAAACAAAUACAUAUCCUUAAAGUUUACAUUUAAUUUUUUAUAGAAAAAAUAUUUAUUGAAAUCAAAGCAUUCAUACCUAGAAGAUAUUUAUUUUGUUAAAUCUUGAUUUUAUAAAUCUAUAUGUAUUUGUACACCAAGAUUGUGAAAAUGGAAUCGACGGCUAUGGCAGGUUUUGUGUCCACUACUCUGGCGUCUCUGACUCUGGGGCCUCUGGAGGAUUAUCUCUGGUUGUUGGUAGUCGGCUUCAUCAUUGCAUUUGUCCUGGCGUUUUCUGUUGGUGCCAACGAUGUGGCAAACUCCUUUGGCACAGCUGUUGGCUCGGGCGUGGUGACCCUGCGACAGGCCUGCAUCCUGGCAACGGUGUUUGAAACGGUUGGCUCAGUGUUGCUGGGAGCGAAAGUGAGUGAGACAAUCCGCAACGGAAUCAUCGAUGUCCAGAUGUACAACACCUCCCAGCAUGAAUUAAUGGCUGGGUCUGUCAGUGCCAUGUUCGGUUCUGCUGUAUGGCAGCUAUUUGCUUCGUUUUUGAAGCUACCAAUUUCUGGAACUCACUGCAUUGUGGGUGCGACGAUCGGCUUCUCCCUGGUGGCUAAGGGGCAGCGAGGGGUUAAGUGGUUGGAACUCCUCAAAAUCGUGGGUUCCUGGUUCAUCUCCCCUCUUCUAUCUGGCAUCAUGUCUGCUAUUCUGUUUUACUUUGUCCGCAGAUUCAUUCUACGCAAGAAGGACCCAGUACCCAAUGGGUUGCGUGCUCUACCUGUCUUCUACGCCUGCACUAUUGGAAUAAACCUCUUUUCCAUCAUGUUUACUGGAGCACCUUUGCUGGGGUUCAAAUUCCCUGUGUGGGGUAUGAUCCUGAUAACUCUGGGUUGUGCAGUGAUCGCGGCUCUCAUUGUCUGGUUUGUCGUCUGUCCCAGAUUGAAAAGAAAGAUUGAACGAGAGAUUAAGUCAAGUCCUUCUGAAAGCCCUUUGAUGGAGAAAAAGAAUAGCGACCUGCACUGCCCAGUGCUGAUAUCUGACCCUGAGACUAAAGAUCCACCUUCAAAUGGGAUUUCUGUUGAAACCAAGAGCCCUGUGAUGGAGGGCGUCUGCACUCUCCUGCCUUCUAAGCCAGUGUCUGGGGAGCGGGCAGUCGCAUUCAACAUUGGGGAUUCGGAUGAUGGUGACGAGAUGGACAAGCUGCAGGAGGGAGACAAGAAGGAUACCAGCGACGACGUCACCUGCAAUAAUAUGACAGAGAAUGCAGGACACGUACAAUUCAGGAAUGUGGUGAGCAGCCAUCUCCCCAGCAAUGGGUAUAGCCAGUACCACACUGUGCACAAGGACUCUGGACUCUACAAGGACCUACUUCACAAGCUUCAUCUGGCCAAGAUGGGCGACUGCAUGGGGGAGUCUGGAGACAGGCCCAUGAGGCGCAACAACAGUUACACGUCCUACACCAUGGCGAUCUGUGGCAUGCCUCUGGACCACUUUAAGCCCUGUGACAGCGACUGGAAAAGUGGGGUGGCAGUUGAGGACACGGAGAAGGACAUGGGGGCUGACCAUGUCAAGAAGAGGGUGCGCAUGGACAGCUACAACAGCUACUGCAACGCUGUAGCAGAAUCAACCCCGGCGGAAGGGCUGGAGGAGAGCCAGGUGGCGGUGGAGACAGGGAUGGGUGACCGGAAGAGCAGCGAUGGAUCCCUGGAAGAUUGCUGCGAGAAGGACAAGCCAGAGGUCUCCCAGCUCUUUCGGUUCCUCCAGAUCUUGACUGCUUGCUUUGGAUCCUUUGCUCAUGGCGGGAAUGAUGUCAGCAAUGCAAUUGGACCCCUGGUUGCUCUCUACCUAAUUUAUCAAUCUGGUGAAGUUGCCUCGAAUACUCCGACCCCUAUCUGGCUGCUCCUGUAUGGAGGAGUGGGCAUCUGUGCUGGUCUCUGGGUCUGGGGAAGGAGAGUGAUCCAGACCAUGGGAAAGGACCUCACCCCCAUCACUCCUUCCAGUGGCUUCAGUAUUGAGUUGGCAUCUGCUUUGACUGUGGUGCUUGCUUCAAACAUCGGACUUCCCAUCAGCACAACGCACUGCAAGGUUGGCUCUGUCGUGUCCAUUGGCUGGCUGCGCUCCAAGAAGGCUGUCGAUUGGCGUCUGUUCCGUAACAUCUUCCUGGCCUGGUUUGUCACUGUGCCCAUCUCGGGGCUCAUCAGUGCAGCCAUCAUGGCCCUCUUCAAAUAUGUCAUCCUUGAUUCCUGAGUGUGCUAACAGGGGGGUUCAUGCAAAGUUCACCUCCUUUAGAAAAGGGAGAUCUUCAGUCUGACAGCAGAGCAGCUGGGGUGGACAAAGGAGGAGGGACUGCUGUCUUUUUAUGGGAGAUUAUUUCAGUUACAGCUCUGUAGUCUUGCUAUAUUACUGUGCUUUAACUCAUUGGUGUAUUCAGACUACCAUAAGCAUAUGUGUGCUGUACAUAAUUGCUGGUAAAUUCCCAACCCCUCCCAAAAAAAGUUCCUUGGCAUUCUGUAAUUUUAUGUACAUUUUUAUUUUUUACAGUUGUUUAAAAGUCUGAGUACAAACUGUAUGAUCAUGUUUUUUGUCUUUUUAGAACUGGAAUUGUUCCUGGUAAUGCAGUUAACUUGUUAUUGCCAGUCUAUAGAGUAGGCAGUAUAUGUAGGUGCCAGUCUAUUAAACAGUAGUUUCAGAAGUGGAUUGGGACGGGUCUAAACAGUAUAUGCUUUAAAUGAGACUUUGUGGAGAGAUGUGUGUUUCUUUUUAUGUGAAAAAAACAACAAAAAACAAAGGCUGGUACCCAAUUGCAAUCCAGUGUGCAAAACUGUCCAAUGAAAUGUAACUCCUAAAUUAGGUGCGAUGCCUCUUUUUGGUUAUUGGAGGAAUACUUCCUUUUUUUUCCCCUGUGUAUCUUCUGCUUUGAAACAUACAAGUCCCACAACUGCAAAUUUAGUUUGCCAUUUUUAAUGUAUUGGAAUUUCUUGGGUGUUAACUUUAUAUUGUCCACAUUUGAUUCCAGGUAAAUAGUUUGCAGGUUUAAGUUGC